This is a messenger RNA of Lactuca virosa, 1264 nucleotides long. NCBI's taxonomy places the organism in Eukaryota, Viridiplantae, Streptophyta, Magnoliopsida, Asterales, Asteraceae. The record is from the annotation of a GenBank genome assembly.
GUCAUUCAAAGCCCUAAAAAACGGCAAAUAACGGAACACUUGCUAAUAAUUUCUUUACUCAUGGAAGAAAAAGCUUUGCGCGAAGAACAGCCAUGGCGAUUGCUCGAAUUUUACAGCGGCGUUGGUGGCAUGAGAUAUUCGGCGAUUAAGGCCGGAGUGAAUGCAAAAAAUGGUUGAAGCUUUCGACAUAAACGACUUGGCUAAUGAUGUUUAUGAGCAUAAUUUUGGGCAUCGGCCAUUUCAGGGCAACAUUCAGACCUUAACCGCUGCCGAUCUUGAUCGUUACAAAGUAAACGUGUGGCUUCUUUCUCCUCCAUGUCAACCUUAUACACGACAAGGUCUUCAGAAACAAUCUGCUGAUGCUCGAGCCUUUUCUUUUCUUCAAAUUCUUGAAAUCAUACCACAACUGAUGCUACCUCCAUCCAUGCUCUUUGUUGAAAAUGUAGUUGGAUUUGAGACAUCUGAUACACAUCAGAAGAUGAUUCAGAUACUCAAAGAAAACCAAUUUGUGACACAAGAGUUCAUAUUAAGCCCACUGCAAUUUGGUGUCCCUUACUCACGUCCCCGUUACUUUUGCCUUGCAAAAAGAAAACCUUUAUCUUUCUGCAACCCAGAGUUCAAUGGACAACUUCUUUAUGUGCCAAAACCAUUAUUUGGUGAAAAUGAUAAUGAGAUGCUACAAACAUGCCUUCCUAUAGAAAGUUUUUUGGAAUUUGUAAACUCCAAGGGCAAAAAUGGAACAUUUUCAGAUGAAGAAGAUUCUUUAAAUAAGUAUUUGGUUCCAUCAAAUUUGAUAGAAAGAUGGGGGAGUGCUAUGGAUAUUGUGUAUCCUGAUUCAAAGCGGUGUUGUUGUUUUACAAAGAGUUAUUAUCGUUAUGUGAAGGGAACUGGCUCCCUUUUGGCGACUAUUAUGCCUAUUACAAGAGACAAAACAACACUUGAGGAACUUUGUCUCAGAUACUUCACCCCUAGAGAGGUUUCCAAUUUACACUCUUUCCCUAAAGAAUUUGAGUUCCCAGAACAUGUGACUCUUCGACAACGUUAUGCAUUGCUGGGAAACAGUUUAAGUGUAGCAGUGGUUGCUCCAUUGCUUCAUUAUUUAUUUAGUGAGUCAUCAUAGUUUUGGUGUUGUGGACAUUUUUAUGAAGCUGAAACUGGCACCAUAUGUAGUAUAAAGAUUUGUUUAUAUUGUAUUGAUAUGAUUGUGUUUAUGUAGUAUGUAUUGUUUGAGUUUUUUGCUUAAUGGAGUUGAUGGGCUAAGGGG